This is a messenger RNA of Eucalyptus grandis, 1266 nucleotides long. Its product is annotated as plasma membrane-associated cation-binding protein 1. Gene Ontology annotation, cellular component: plasma membrane. The record is from RefSeq and is a predicted model, not a curated record. Bases 239 to 778 code for a protein of 179 amino acids. Lineage: Eukaryota; Viridiplantae; Streptophyta; Magnoliopsida; Myrtales; Myrtaceae. The transcript has 5 exons.
UCUUGCGUGAAGAGAUGCUUUGAUAGCAUGUAUUUUAAUCUCUCUCUCUCUCUCUCUCCCCUUUGUGUUGGGCUCUAUAUGUGCCUUGAUUCGAAGGGACAGUAGGGCUAUCUAUAAUCCACAACAACAAUCCCUCCCAUCCCAGGUCGAACGUGUUCGCCUUCAGACUCAGCACCAAGAGAGACAUAACAGCACGAGAUUUGCUUUCCGUUCUAUCUUCUACAACAGAGAGUGAAACAUGGGUUAUUGGUCAUCGAAGGUUCUUCCGAAGAUCAAGAAAGUGUUUGAGAAGAAUGGAAAGAAGCCUGCGGCUGCGGAGGCUUGCAAGUCCUUUGAUGAUUCUAAGGGGGAGAUAGAUAAGGAGUUCGAGGAGAAGAAGGCAGAGCUUCAGCCUAAAGUAGUGGAGAUAUAUGAGGCUUCCUCCGCAGAAGUUAAGGCUCUUGUUAAGGAGCCCAAGGAAGCAGGACUCAAGAAGCACUCGACCGCUGUCAACAAGUUCCUAGAAGAGCUUGUGAAAAUCGAGUUUCCUGGAUCGAAGCCAGUGUCAGAAGCGUCCACAAAGUAUGGACCAGUCUUGGUGUCGGGGCCCGUGUUAUUUGUAUUUGAGAAGGUGUCCACCUUCAUAAUCACUGAGGAGAAGGAAGUCGAGGCUCCUCCUGCAGAAGCAGCAACUUCUGGAGAGGUAACUGUGGCGGUGGAAGAGAAGGCGGAGAUUGUCGUCGAAGAAGAGAAGAAGGAAGAAGCGGCCGUGGAGGCUGCGGAGCCACCCAAACCAUAAAAAAAUGGGGAAAAAGGAGCAGCAUCAUAAAUCAUUUAUAGUGAAACUCUGUGCACAUGGUUUACGCGAUACCAUUGUAAAAGCUGAUUUGUUAUUCUUUCGUUGUAUGUCCACCUCUUCGUCUUGUAUCUCCGUCUUCAGUUGUUUAUAUUUGGCGAAUCAAACGUGUAGUUUUCAUUUCGUUUUCAUUUUUCCGGAAUCAAUCAAUUAGUUCGAUUGUCAAUGGUUUCGGGUGUGGUCUCUGGGAUAUAGCAAGGUGAACGCGAUGGAGCGGUGGCUGCUACUUUUGAUCUUCAAGACCUUCAAUCUGUAAAUCACUUUUUAAAGUGUUUUUGUUCAUAUUUUAAUUACUAGAUAGCUAGGAAGUUGGUCAACCGAUAGUGAUUCUAUGGAAUUUUGCAUAAUGGCUUGCAAAAAUUUGUGAAAAGAAUCCUGGGCCUAUGUGGGUCCGUCCCUUCCAUGUAUUGCAUUGUAUAUGAUAUUUUUUG